AUGUUAAAUUCUAAAGAAAAUAUAGAUGAAUUUCUUAAAUCAAUAUCAAACGAAACUCUUGGUUUAUAUAAUCAAUCUGAAAUUGAAAACAGUUCAGAUUCUGCAUUUUAUGUUCAACAUGAAGUUCCAGAACCUUUAAUUAUUAUAGAAUUAAUAACUGAAGAAUAUGAUUAUAAAAAAGAAAUCAAUGAAUAUCGAAAUAAUGGUGCUGCAUUCUUUGCUUAUUAUUAUACAGAAGAAUAUAAAUGUUUCUCUAAAUAUUUAAAAAUAGCACAAAUAUUUGAUUCUCUUAGUGUUGAAAACAAAAUUAGACACGAAUUAAAUAAUAAUUGUUUAAUAUAUGCGUUACAACAAGCUACAAUAAAUGAGAAAGUUGUUGAUUUAUAUUGUGUUCAUUGUUAUUCAAGAUAUCAGAAAAUUAAAUUGAUAGAUAAAGUUUCAAAAUCAUGUAAUAUUAGAAUUCAAAUAAAAAAUGAAGAAUUAAAGCGCAAAGAUCAUGCUAAUACAAUAAUGAUAUAUAUAGGAUCAGAUAAUGAAGAAGCUACUGAAAUUAGUAUGUAUUUAUUCAGAGAUUCAAAUAUGAAGGGUGAUCAUUAUUUCUUAGAUAAAAAUAUUACUAUUACUCCAUUUUAUCUUAAGAAUAGAGUUGAAAUGAAUAAAUGGGCAUUAGAUCACAACAAACCAAUUGAAUCUUUGUUUAAUAAACAAAGAAAGAAAGGAAAUUCAUAUUUAACAAAUCCAGGAGCUAAAUCCAAUAUAAAAUUAUCUGAACUUAUUUUAUAUAUUAGAGAUAACAAUGGCUUUAAACCAUAUUCACUUAGUGAUGUUCUUCAUUUACCAUCUGAUUUAUCUGAUUAUGUAAACAAUCAAUCGAAUCAUUGGAUAAUCUAG
Entamoeba invadens IP1 is the source of this 891-nucleotide messenger RNA. RefSeq lists its product as hypothetical. Lineage: Eukaryota; Evosea; Mastigamoebida; Endamoebidae. The transcript has a single exon. Bases 1 to 891 code for a protein of 296 amino acids. The record is from RefSeq and is a predicted model, not a curated record.